Messenger RNA from Talaromyces marneffei, 1002 nucleotides. RefSeq lists its product as uncharacterized. NCBI's taxonomy places the organism in Eukaryota, Fungi, Ascomycota, Eurotiomycetes, Eurotiales, Trichocomaceae. The transcript has a single exon. The record is from RefSeq and is a predicted model, not a curated record. The coding region runs from base 1 to 1002 and encodes 333 amino acids.
AUGUUAUCUAAGCAGAUCAGCAAACCUGCCACCGAGCAGACCCUCACCGGCCCUAACGACUGGGAAAGAUGGGAAAAGAUAUUCCUUUCCAAGAUAGAGCAGAAGGAUCUUAUGGGAUAUCUCACCGGAGAAAGGGAACUGCCUACGAGGCCCGAGAUGACGGUGAUACCACCAACUCCCCCGUCAAUCGAAGCAUUGCGAGAAAGGAAUCGUACCACAAAUCGAGACCGAGAACGAAGCACACAGACCGAAGGAGACCAGGCUUCACAGGAUGAAGCUAUUUCCACCGGUCCAGCAACCUCAGCGGAGAAAGCAGCUCUCAAGCUAUGGAAGGAUGAAUAUUCGCUAGAGCUAUCUCACUUCAACACGCUGAUGACGUAUUACCGAACGCAAGAGAGCCGAUAUGAAGCCGAACGGAAGAAAAUUGACGACAUUAUACAAUGGAUGCAGACGUCGGUUAGUAACGAUAUCAAGGAUGCGUGCUUCGGGGUAGGGAUAGACGUACGAACCGGAUAUCAAAACUUGAAGCAAUUCUUUGGACGUACGGCCAUGACGAUUGCUCAUCAAAUAGGACAAGAAUAUAGAAUGCAUAUGAAGGAAUUUCAAACCUGGCCAAAGGAUAUCAAUUCUUGGGUAACCCAGUGGAUGUCUAUCAUGCAACGUGGAAAGCAAUAUAACCUCACAUUUGCGAAGGAUGUAGUCAAUUGGACUAAGGAUUUCUUUGACGCCUUUUAUAAAGCUGAUCCGGCGUGGGUAACCGUGCUACGAACAACGUAUAGCGACCGGAUUGAAGCCGGGAAUAUCACAUAUAACGACUUCGCUAAGCAGGUGCAAGAGCAAGAUCGCACCAGGCCCAAAGUGACAGCGAAGAGAGGCUUCCAACGAGGAGCCUUUAACGCAAAUCAACAACAAGACGGCGCCUCGGACAAAGAUAAUAACAACGAGAACGAGAAUAACACCCGCAGCGAGAGCUACAGAGGAAAAAGGCCACCGAGGUGGUAA